Messenger RNA from Leptomonas pyrrhocoris, 5410 nucleotides. RefSeq lists its product as hypothetical. Gene Ontology annotation, molecular function: protein binding. The record is from RefSeq and is a predicted model, not a curated record. Gene Ontology annotation, biological process: intraciliary retrograde transport. The transcript has a single exon. Bases 371 to 5410 code for a protein of 1679 amino acids. Gene Ontology annotation, cellular component: axoneme; intraciliary transport particle A; ciliary basal body. Lineage: Eukaryota; Euglenozoa; Kinetoplastea; Trypanosomatida; Trypanosomatidae.
GCAACUGCAUUACUUUUUGAAGAAAACGAAAAGAGAGACGUUUCUCUUCUGCCUCUGUCAUGCGAGCGUCGUGAUCGUCUACGGCACACCAGUUUUCUUGUAUGUAAAAACAACAACUGAGUUUAUCUUCUGUUCUCAUUGGAGUUGUGGCGGCCCUCUUUUCAAAUUUGCUGCAGCGCACAGCUUCUUUUUGUUUGGUUCGCCUUGGGCCUUUUCCCACUUUUUCGUCUGCGACAAGAGCGCUCCUCUGAUCCGAGUAGCGCACGCACCCGCGGUCUCCUCACUCUGCCAGAGUUAUUAGAAGAAGAGGGUUUGGGUCGUUGCGUUUCUUUUUUGUGGUCUGCCUCUCUUUCUUUUCCUCCACUUCCUCAUGUCGCUUUUCAUCGUCAACACCCCCAAGUACGAUGGGCAGCUGAAGGAGAACCUCAUCGCAGCGCACAAGUCAAAGCCGCUGCUCGCCACCGGCUGGAUCAACCCCCAGUCCGUGCUCAUCACCAGCAAUGAAGGCGAAGUACUCACCUCCAUUAAAGAGCCAGCUGGCUCGACAGGGCGGACGCAGCAGCCGACGGUGCUUGCGUGGCACCCGGUGGAGCCGCUGCUCGUGAUUGGCUGGAGCAACGGCAAGAUGAGUCUUUGGGCGAUGCCGACGGCGAGUGCGUUGGCGCUGGGCGAUGAGGCCGUAGCGGAGACCACUAGCAGCGCCGUGCAGCUCCUCGCCGCCUGCGCCGCCACGCAGAGUGACGCAGAAGGCGCGGUGCGGGAACACGGCGCGGGGGCGGUGCUGGCCGCAGAGUGGUCCACCCGGGGUCUGUACUUUGUCUCGACCUCUCAGCAGCGCUACGUGGUGGCUUGGAUGCUGGAGCAGACGGCAACCGAGGCGAGCGUCAACUUCAAGCUGAAACCGCUGUGGUCCGUCCAGGCGUCCGGUCCUGUGGUACGCGUGAUACACGUCCCGGGUGCUGUCACAGGACGGUCGAUGUCCGUGGCGAGGGCGGACGCUGUCGGUGGUGGUGCCGAGGGUGGCAGUGGCGAUGACGACAUCAACUUUUUGUUGGCGGACGGCACCUCCACCAUUUUAGCCGUCAACGAGGAGCAGCAGCUUUUUCCGUCUGUGACGCAGCAGGAGCCGAUUGUGUCGGUGAUCUACGACCCCCGCACCCGCACGCUCGUCACGCUCAGCACCAGCUACAUGAUCGAGGCGUACAAGGUGGGCGCGGAGGACCUCAAAGGAACGUCUACCGUGCGCCGCAAGCUGCCCACCCCAUCCGCUGCCGCCGUCGGCGUCACCGCAUCCGGGGGGAAGAUUCCCACCUCCAUGGUGUGGGCUGGUCCGGGCGUCGUGGCGUUUGGCGGCGGUGACGAUCGGCUGCGUCUCUUCGAGCUGCUCACCGAGUCGCUGGACGUGCUCACGUUGCCGCAGCCCGGCCUUCACGUCUCCUGCCUUGCCACGAACGUCGGGAGGAGCGUGUUGACGGCCGGCACGGUGGAGGGCACUUUGGUGGUGUUCCAGCGUAUUACCGGUGGCUCUGGCGCGGCUCCAUCAGCAGCGGCAGCGGCGACAAACAACUCAGUGAACGGCGCCGUCCAUCCGUCUUCCAGCGUGAGUGCGGCCAACAGAGUGUCCGUCUUUGCCCUCGGCGCCGAGGCCGGCCUCGCCAGCCAGUGGGAGCCCUUAGUAGUGCAUCAGGUGGACAAGUACGUCGACCGACUUCUGCUCACGGCACUGGGCGACACGGUGGUAUGCCGCGGCGGCACGGAGCUGCAGGUGCUGCACGAAACGAGCCGCAAACGGGCCUGGGAUGGCGUCGCGGCGGCCACGCAGAUAUCGGCGGACAUGGUAGUGAUUGAGAGUGUCACGGGCUGCCAGUGUUUGCUGCGCAGCAAAGGCAACGUCCGCGGUCUGUCGAUUGCGUUCCCUAACAUUGCCCUGUGGAAUGGCUCGCAGAUCGAUCUCUACACCAUCAACGAGGCAACGUCGGAGUUUACGCUCGUGAACUUUGUGCCGUCGACGAGCGCCGCCUUCGCGAUGCACCACGACGGACUCAUCUACGUGAAGGGCAGCCGCGUCGUGUUCGAGACGAUGCAGCUCGCUCCGAUUGCACAGAUGACCUUCACCGAGGCGGAGGGCGCACCGGUGAUCAUGGACCUCAUGAACGACUAUCUGGUGGCGGUCUCCUCGAAGAACUACCUGCGGCUUGCCCGUGUGUCUUCGCGGGACUUACGCCAGGUCGGGCCCGCCCGUCCUCUCACCUUCGACACUGCCGGGGCGGCGACGGAGCCGACAGCUGCGCAAACACGACGGAUGUCUUCCGCACUCACUGGAGCAGGAGCAGCAGCCGCCUCGCAGACGGCGGCGGCCUCCGUGCUGUCCGUCCGCGUCAACGCACAGGGGCGCCGCGUCGCUUUCAUGACGAAGCCUGGCGCCUCGGGGCUGCCCGACACGCGCGUUUGGGUGUACAACUCCGACACCGAUAAGAUGUCCUCCUUCGACUUCGCUCCGCGAAACGAGGUGCCUAACGCGGUGUACUGGAACACGCCGGAGCCGAACACAAACACCGUCGGUGAGCUGGAGUACCUCCUGCUCGCCUGCGAGACUCACCAGACGCGCUCCGACGACAAGAAACCGGCAGAGGCAGAAGAGUCUGCCGCAAAAUCCGAGAGAGACACCGCGAGUAAGGGCGCGGAACGGCCUGCGGGGCAAGAGGACCUCCCGGAGGCGCUGCCGGACAUGGAGAACUUUGUCGAGAAGAAGGAGGCCAUGGAGGACGCCCGUCGCGGCUCACUGGGCGCGACGAACUUCAUUGACCACCGCGCGCACAACAUCGUGACGCUCUUCGCAACGCACACGGGUCUCGUCGAGCAGAACGUGUGCUCGCUGCGUCGCUACCAGAUCUGCCUCGUCGGUCUCACCAUCCCCGACUUUCUGCUAGCUUCGGUUAAGAUCAACGGCAACCCCAGCAACGCAGAGGACUACGUCAUUGAGCAAAAGCGGCUGCGUGAUUUUGAGGGGCUGAAGUCGGACAAAGACGUCGCGGUGCGCGAGGCGCUCAUGAAGUUCAGCUACUACUCCACCAUCGGUAACAUGGACGAGGCGUACCGCUGCGUGAAAAACAUCAAGAAUCCCGCCGCGUGGCAGGGCUUGGCGCGGCUGUGCGUGUCCAGCGGGCGGUUAGAUGUGGCCGCCGUGUGCCUCGCUACGAUGGAGGACUGCGUCGCCGCACGGGCGCUGCGGGAGGCGCGUGAAGAGUACCCAGACGAGAAGGACGUGCAACUGGCCACGCUGGCGCUGGGGCUCGGCAUGACGGAAGAGUGCGAGACGCUGCUGCGGAAGGCGAGGCGGUUCGACUUGAUGACGGAUGUCUUCAUGGCGUGCGGCAAGUUCGAGCACGCCCAGCGGCACUCCGAGAAGUUCGACCGCGUGCGCAUUCGACCCGUCGCCUACAAGUACGCCCAGUUCAUGGAGAGCCUGCAAAAUAUGGACGCGGCGAUCAUGUGGUACUACAACGCGAAGUGCGCAGGCACCGAUGUGCCGCGCAUUUUCUUCCAGACGAACCGGAUGCACGAGCUGCGUGACUUCAUGGUGCCGCGCAGCCACCCGGCAACACCGAUGGCAAACAACAGCCCGACUGCAGGCAGUAACGCCGGCAAUUCGCCCGCACGCGAGGACACGCAGGCCGCCUUUGCCACCCUCUUCCCCCGCAAUCGCGAGUUGCUGCUGUGGUGGGCGCAGCACAGCGAGCGGCGCCGCAACGUGCAGGAGGCCCUUCGCUUCUACCACGCGGGCGACGACGUUUACAGCAUGGUGCGCGUCCUUUGCUCCCUCAGCCCGCCGAAAUUGGAGAACGCCAUCGAGUUGGUGAAGAAAGAGAUAGACAAGGCAAAGGAGCGCUUUCAGCAGCAACAAGCCUUCGCUGCGACUGCUCCCGGGCAUCGAGCGGACGAAGAUCAGGGCGAGCCCGAUCCCGUCGGUGCCGCCUUCUUUGUAGGCCAGAUUUAUGAGCGGCAGGGCGACUUGGCACAUGGGCUGCAGUACUAUCAGACCGCUGGCGCCUACCGCAGCGGCUGCCGCGUGGCGUGGAAGGCGGAGCAGUACGGCGCGGUGGUCUCCCUCGCGAUGAAGAGCGCGGACGAGCGGCUGAUGCUGGAGACGGCGAUGGCCUUUGAGCAGCAGCAGCUUUUUGACAAGGCAGUCCAGUUGUACCGCCGCAUCGGCGCGGUGCAGUGUGCCUUGGACGCCUGCGUGAAGGGAGGACUCUACGAAACCCUGCACGAGAUCAGCGCGAACCUGGCCAGCGCUUCGACCGACCCGGCUGUGUUUCUCGGCAUGGCGGAUCACUUCCAGAGCGAAGGUGACUAUCAGAAAGCGGUGGAGAUGCUCGUCUUUGCGAAGCACUUCGACGAGGCCAUGAAGCUCUGCGAGACCCGCAACGUGACCUUGACGGAGGAGAUGGCGGAGUCCAUUACCGGCGACGUUGGCAAGCUGCCGCAGGAGGAGAAGCAGGCGCUGCUGCACCGGGUUGCGCACAUCGCCCGCGAUCAGGGCAGCUGGUCGCUGGCUUGCAAGAAGUACACCCAGGCUGGUGACCGCGUGAAGGCGAUGAAGAUGCUCAUGCGCGGUGGUGAGACGGAGAAGGUGAUCUUCUUCGCGAACCACUCCCGCAAUGCAGAGAUCUACACUUUGGCGGCAAACUACCUCCAGUCGCAGAACUGGCUCGCCGAGGCGAACAUCUACAAAAGCAUCGUGCUCUUCUACACGAAGGCGAAGGCCUUCUCCAACUUGGUCGCCUUUUACGAGUCGUGUGCGCAGCUGCAGGUGGACGAAAACCGCGACUACGCCGAGGCACUGCGGGUGCUGGAGGAGUGCAUCCGGCUGACGCAGACCGGACCCGCCAUCAAGGCCACGAUCGACCCGGUCAAGAUCGAGAACAUGAAGCGCAGAGUCGAAGUGAUGCGUGGUUUCGUGAAUGCACAACGCCUGUGCAACUCCAUGAAUCCCGCGGACCGCGGAGUGCCGGAGGAGAAGGCGAAAGGCGACAGCGUCAUCGCUACGUGCUCUGACAUCAUCAAGCGCAGCCGACCGGCGAGCCCCGACCACAGCCUCAUUCUCGAGUCCGUGCACGUCGGCGACGUCUUUGCGCUCAUGGUGCGCUUCUACUUUGACAAACUCGGUGAGCCGAACAACGCGCUCAAGGUGAUGGAGAGCAUGCCGAAGCACGGCGCGGAGCCGCAGUUGUUUAUAGAGAUGGAUUACAUGGAAAAGGUAUGCAAGGCAAAUGGUAAGGCGCUCGAAAGCGUGUUCCCGAACGCGCGCUCUGGCGACGCACUAGGCGUGAAAGAUGCCGCACGCAAGUCGAGCAUCACUGACACCCGCCGCGCGAGCUAUAUUGACGAUGACGUUGCGAGCAACUAG